AUGCUAGAGGAAAGAUCAGUUUGUCUUCAUCCGUCCUACAUCGAGUGUUUGGCCCCAAUCUUGACAGCUCAAAAGCAAUGGUUUGCUGUGGCUAGCGAAAUGGCAGAUGGAAAAGUUAGAGAGUUGUUAAAAGGUGAUAUUUUCAAAGUGUUCGAAGGAGGAGCAAAGGAAGUACGAAAGCAAAAUCUCGUAUACGAGGAUGGCUGUACAGUAAAUCCGGAGUGGUUCAGUAGCAAGACAAAAGACAUAGUGCCGGCUGACAUCAAAGUUAAAGAUAGACGGCAUUUUAUUUUUGCACUUGAAAACCAGCUAGAUCAGUUGUGCUCUGCUAAAAAUUGGUAUCUAGAUGGUACAUUUAAACUGGUUAGCAAGCCAUUUACCCAGUUUGUCACAAUAAAUGUUUUUGUGAGAGCCGGGGAAUGCAUCAAGCAAGUUCCCCUAGUUUGUGUUGUGAUGUCAGGAAAGAAAGAAAGGAUUACAAAAAGGUUCUCAACAAAGCGUUGUAUCUAUUACCCUACCUUCCAAAGGCAACGAAAGUGGUCAUUGGGAUUUGAAAAAGCAAUGUGUUUGGAGGUGAAGGCAGUUCUCCCUGGAGUCAAAGUGCAGGGCUGUGUUUUUCAUUGGACUCAGGCAUUGUGGAGGAAGGUCCAGGCACUAGGAUUGGCCAUUGCAUACAAGAAAGAUGAUGGUACAUAUAAGUUUGUCAGGAGGCUGAUGGCACUUCCUUUUCUUCCAAGGCAUAAGAUUGUUGAUAAAGCUUCAUUUCAUUUCAGGCUACUUGCUGAAGAAACAACAGAGGGCCUCCAAGCUCUAACAGGAUAUAUCCAAGAAAAAUGGAUUGAAAGUACAGUAUUCCCACAAGAAAACUGGAGUGUAUAUGGCCAGGUACACACCAACAAUGACCUGCAAGGCUACCACAAUGCCCAAAACCGUAGAGCAAGUGGCAAAGUCCACUUGCCAUUCUAUAUGCUUGUUCAAUUUUUAUAUAAAGAAUCUAACCUUGUGGGGCUACAGAUUAAGCUAGUUUCUGAAGAAAAACGUAAAAGAAUACAGAGAAAGAAAUAUCGUAAUUUGCAAUGUAAAGUGUUAAAACUAUGGGAGGAUUAUUCUAAGAAUGAGAGAUCACCCGCUCAGCUUUUGAAAGCAUGUUCAGUUUUUGAACGGACCAAUUCGUGGCCAUUGAACUUAAUUGUAGGUUUCUUUUGUUGA
Molecule: messenger RNA, 1209 nt
Organism: Actinia tenebrosa (Australian red waratah sea anemone)
Lineage: Eukaryota; Metazoa; Cnidaria; Anthozoa; Actiniaria; Actiniidae
Source: RefSeq, a predicted model, not a curated record